Messenger RNA from Zingiber officinale, 1793 nucleotides. Its product is annotated as probable protein phosphatase 2C 15. Gene Ontology annotation, biological process: protein dephosphorylation. The coding region runs from base 170 to 1558 and encodes 462 amino acids. The transcript is spliced from 8 exons. The record is from RefSeq and is a predicted model, not a curated record. Lineage: Eukaryota; Viridiplantae; Streptophyta; Magnoliopsida; Zingiberales; Zingiberaceae. Gene Ontology annotation, molecular function: protein serine/threonine phosphatase activity.
CUGCCUCUUUCAGAGUCUCUGAAUGUGGAAUGUGAAGCGUAAGCAGCGGGAGCAUCGGCAAGGUUUUAUGAAUGGUGGGUUAGAUUGGGUUUCCAUCGACGACCAUUAGAUUUUAUUUUCCCCCAAUUUGUUUAAAGGAGGGAGGAGAGUCGGCAUUUCCGCGUCGUUGAUGCUCUUGCUGUUUGAUGCUGUCUUCUGCUCGCUCCCACCAGAUCUGCGCUCUUUCAUAAUUCUCCAGGCGCCGGAGAUGGCCGAAGGGGAAGCGGUGGAUGGCGCCGCCGAGGGGCGCCUGCGCCGCGCUGGGAGCGACGGCAUGAUGCCGCUCGCGCAGCUGAUCGGGGAGGAAGCGAGGAUGGAGAAGGUAGAACGGCCGCGUGUGCGUUACGGCUGCGCCGCCCAGUCAAAGAAGGGGGAGGACUACUUCCUCUUCCGGACCGAUUGCCAGCGCGUCGCGGGCGACCCCUCCUCCUCGUUCUCCGUAUUCGCGGUCUUCGAUGGGCAUAAUGGUAAUGCUGCUGCAAUAUAUACGAGAGAUAACUUGUUGAAUCAUGUUAUGGGUGCAAUUCCUAGUGGGCUUAGUCGGGAAGAAUGGGUUCAAGCUCUACCUCGUGCUUUGGUAGCUGGAUUUGUAAAGACCGAUAAAGAAUUCCAGCGAAAAGGACAAACAUCUGGAACCACAGUGACAUUUGUAAUAAUCAAUGGAUGGACAAUUACUGUUGCUUCAGUAGGAGAUUCUCGAUGCAUCUUAGAUGCACGAGGGCUGGUUUCUGCACUCACUGUGGAUCAUAGGCUUGAAGAAAAUGUAGAAGAGCGGGAACGAGUUACUGCUAGCGGAGGUGAAGUUGGGAGACUCAAUGUUGUUGGCGGCGUUGAGAUUGGUCCCCUUCGCUGUUGGCCAGGAGGGUUAUGCUUAUCCAGAUCAAUAGGAGAUAUGGAUGUUGGGGAAUUUAUUGUUCCUGUUCCUUUUGUCAAGCAAGUCAAGCUGUCAAAUGCUGGAGGAAGACUUAUAAUUGCUUCAGAUGGUAUAUGGGACGCUCUCACUUCUGAAAUGGCUGCAAACUCUUGCCGAGGUUUACCUGCAGAGCUUGCUGCCAGACAAGUUGUUAAGGAAGCACUUAGGACAAGGGGUUUGAAGGAUGAUACAACUUGCAUUGUUGUUGACAUUGCUCAACCUGAUCACUCAGAACCACCUCCAUCUCCACCGAGAAAAACAAACAAAUUCAAGUCUUUCAUCUUCAGAAAAAAAUCAAAAGAUUCUGCUAAUAAGCUAUCAAAGAAGCUAUCUUCUGUUAGUAUAGUUGAAGAAAUAUUCGAAGAAGGUUCGGCAAUGCUUUCUGAAAGGCUAGGGAAUGAGCCAUCUGCAGAGAAAACCUCAAAUAUGUUUACAUGCGCUAUAUGUCAGACGGAGGUUGCUCCAAGUGAAGGCAUAUCAGUUCACGCCGGCUCCAUCUUCUCUACCAGCUCAAAGCCAUGGAAAGGUCCCUUCCUCUGUGUCGAUUGCCGCAACAAAAAGGAUGCUAUGGAAGGAAAACGCCCAAGCGGAGUUAAAGUGCUUUAACACCCCCACCUCAGUUAUUUUUAGUUAUUUGUUUGCUGCCAUUUUUUUUUCUGGCUAGCUGCAUCAUUAUUUCAUUCGCAUUCACGGGGCGGAGGCGGCAUCCAUGUAUCUAAAAAGCUAGGUGUUGUUUUGUUAUGUGAAGAUGACUUAUUUUAUUUUUCUUUAAUCCUUUGUUUGCAUUUUUGCCUGUGAACCAAGGGUUCUUCUAGUUGCAGUUAAUGUGUAUUGCAAUCGA